UCCCUUGAGACUGACUCACGAUGAGAUUUGCUGUGAAAACUUCACAAUGAUACGGUCUUGAAUGGUAGGAAAUAAAGUCAUACAGGUUUGGAACGGCUUGAGGGAGAGUAAAUGAAGACAGAAUCUUCAUUUUUGAGUUGACUAUCCCUUUAACCCCAGCAACAAUGGAACCAUCCAAAAAUCGCUGUCAGCGCAGCAGCACCAUGAAUGAAGGUUCUAAUGUGCCAAGGCCAAGUCUUCCACCACGCAGACUAGCUUUGAUUCACAGAGGACCUCCAAAACGAUUCCUUUUACACACAGAGAGAAAAGUGCUUGAUGAUCAUGGAAAAGUCAGAAAAUGGACUUUUGGGAAAAAAGACACUAGAAAAGCAAACAAAAUUGUUCUGUUGGUGGGAGAGACCGGCGCUGGCAAGACGACUCUCAUCAACACCAUGGUCAACUACUUACUGGGAGUGAAGUUUGAGGAUGAAAUAUGGUAUGAAAUCACAGAAGAAGAAGCCAAAGACCAAUCAGAAUCACAAACAUCUGAAAUCACCAUGUAUGAGGUCUUUCCUAUUAAAAGUCCCAUAUCUCUCACCAUCAUCGACACUCCAGGAUACGGAGACACUAGAGGACUGGAAAAAGAUCUGGAAGUUGCUGAGAAUUUAUCUAUGCUGUUUCAGAACAAUGAUGGAGUUUGUGAAAUCGACGCUGUGUGUUUUGUGACUCAAGCGUCUAAGAAUCGUCUCUCAGACAGACAGCAUUACAUUAUCAGUUCAAUUCUGUCUUUGUUCGGAAAAGACAUUGUGAAAAAUAUUCUGUUUUUAAUCACUCACUCAGAUGGUAUGGAACCCAAUAAUGUCAUCGGUGCAAUUAAUAAAGCUAGAAUCCCCUGCAGACGAGACCACAAUAACCAACCUGUUUAUUUCUUGUUCAACAACCGGCAGGCUGAUGCCCGUCACACUAAAGAUCGUCAUAUUCGUGCUCAAAGAGAUGCCUGGGAAGACAGCAUGGGUGGCAUGAAGCAUUUCCUUCAAUCUCUGACUCUAAAGAACAGAAGAAGUUUGGAGUUGACUUCAGAUGUCCUGAUAGAGCGCAUUCAAUUUGAAGCGUCCAUCUGCAACUUACAGCUGCGAGUUCAAGAGAAAGAGCUGAAAAAGUCUGAAAAACUUCAGAUCCAGGAGGCAAUGAAAGUAAACAGGGAAAAGAUUGAGGAGAGUAAAAAUUUUACCAUUAAAGUAAAAAAGACUGUGAAAACAAAGGUGCCAAUUGAGAGCAAGUCAUGGAAGCACAGGAAGGCGACAACCUGCACCGUCUGUGAGGAAAACUGCCAUGAGUUUGACUGCUGGUGGGUUUCUAAUCCCAGCAAAUGUGAAGUCAUGAAAGACGGAUACUGCACCGUGUGUACAGGGAAGUGUCACCACAGCAAACACGUCAAAGAAAACAAAAAAUACGUCAUCAGCACCUCGAGCACGACAAUGGAGUUUGACUCUAUAAAAAUGGAAUACGAAAAAGCCCAAGAACAAACCAAGACAUAUUUGGUUUUAAUGGAACAUCUUGACAAAGAUCUGAAGGAGAUUGAGGACCAAAAGUCAAUUCUUCUGUCUGAUGCUUACCAGAACAUCAAGCAUCUGUCUCAGAUCGCAUUAAAGCCAGACUCGGCCUUCACUCUUCAGCAUCUGGACUUCUUCAUCCCCAGAGUGAAGGAGGCUGGGAAAGUAAACUGGGCCCGAGAGCUGGAGGAAAUGAGGAGAAAAGCUGUAGCUGAAGAAGCAAAUAAAGACGCUCUGAGUUAUCUGAAAGCUGGUCUGGCAAAACUGUUCCUUGGUGAGCAUCAUUGAACAGAUUUAGUACAAGUGAAACAAUCAACUGGUAAAAGACUGCAGCUUACAAUGAGAAAUCAAUGACUUCUGUACACAGGUGUUUCAACAGCACUUGUAUAUACCAGGGGUUGACUUUAAUUACAACUUACUGAUUUCAACUAUGUUCUUUUUGUAAUAUGAAGGUCACACACAAAAUGCUUUGGAAUCCUUUUGUCAUUCCUUUUUCGUUUAUUUGUGCUGCUUUUUGUGUACAUAUUUUUCUUUUACCCUUAUUCCAUACUUUCUUAGAAUCUGAAACAUUUAAAAAUAUAAAUAUAGAUUAAAAUUUUUGAAACGUUAUAAUAUACACAAAGGACUUAACCAUAAGUAAUUUGUUUUAAGCAAUUUUAAUUACUAUAUAUGCUAAAUAUGUCAAGACUGUCAUCUGUGCUGUAUUACACUAUUAUACAGUAUGUACAGUAUUAUAUUUAUAUUUUUGUAUACUGUGUUGUAUCCUUAUUAAAAGGUGAAUAAUGUUGUCCUUGAA
Molecule: messenger RNA, 2328 nt
Organism: Megalobrama amblycephala (Wuchang bream)
Lineage: Eukaryota; Metazoa; Chordata; Actinopteri; Cypriniformes; Xenocyprididae
Exons: 3
Coding region: 165-1820 (551 amino acids)
Molecular function (GO): GTP binding; ATP hydrolysis activity
Source: RefSeq, a predicted model, not a curated record